AUGCUUCGAACUCUGUCGGCGUCGGGUAGCGCCGGAGCUCUUCGCGCAGCUGGUUCGGCUGUGCCGAGGACAACGGUCGCGACGGCGCUCACAUGCCGCCAGCAGCGUCGAUACCACAACCCGUCAGCUUGCCGUACUACUACCCCACACGUCCCCUCUUCUCUGCGAUCUCCCGGCUACCGCAGCUUUCAUAGCACCACCACCAACAUGGCUGCCAACACCCGAACUGAGAGCGAUGCCUUUGGCGAGAUUCAGGUCCCCGGUGACAAGUACUGGGGCGCCCAGACGGAGCGCUCGCUGGAGAAUUUCAAGAUCAACCAGCCUCAGGACCGCAUGCCUCCUCCCAUCAUUAAGGCCUUUGGUAUCCUCAAGGGUGCUGCCGCCACUACCGGCUCCGGCACCCAGACCAACAUGAACGCCAACGAGGUCAUCUCCAACCGCGCCAUCGAGAUCCUCGGCGGCGAGAUGGGCAGCAAGAAGCCCGUCCACCCCAACGAUCACGUCAACCGCAGCGCCUCGUCCAACGACACCUUCCCCACGGCCAUGCACAUUGCCGCCGUCCUCGAGCUCGAGGGCGACCUGCUCCCCGCCCUGCACAGCCUCCGCGCCGCUCUCCAGGCCAAGGUUGACGAGUUCGAGGCCAAGAAGAUCAUCAAGAUUGGCCGCACCCACCUUCAGGAUGCCACCCCCCUCACCCUGGCUCAGGAGUUCUCCGGCUACGUCGCCCAGCUCGACUUUAGCAUCAAGCGCGUCGAGUCUUCGCUCCCCGACCUGCGCCUUCUGGCCCAGGGUGGUACCGCCGUUGGCACCGGCAUCAACACCUUUGUCGGCUUCGCGGAGGGUAUCGCCGAGGAGGUCACGCGCAUGACGGGCACCGAGUUCAAGACUGCGCCCAACAAGUUCGAGGCCCUGGCCGCCCAUGACGCCAUCGUCCAGGCCCACGGCAGCCUCAACACCGUUGCCACCUCGCUCACCAAGCUGGCCCAGGACAUCCGCUACCUCGGCAGCGGCCCCCGCUGCGGCCUCGGCGAGCUGGUCCUGCCCGAGAACGAGCCCGGGAGCAGCAUCAUGCCCGGCAAGGUCAACCCCACCCAGUGCGAGGCCCUCACCAUGGUCUGCGCCCAGGUCAUGGGUAACAACGUCGCCACCACCAUUGGCGGCAUGAACGGCCAGUUUGAGCUCAACGUCUACAAGCCCCUCGUCAUCCGCAACCUCCUCCACAGCUCCCGCCUGCUCGCUGACGGCAUGCGCUCGUUUGAGAAGAACCUCGUUGCCGGUCUCCAGGCUAAUGAGGAAAAGAUUGCCAGCAUCAUGAAGGAGUCUCUCAUGCUUGUUACCUGCCUUAACCCCAAGAUUGGCUACGACAUGGCCAGCAAGGUCGCCAAGAACGCUCACAAGAAGGGUCUGACUCUCAAGGAGAGCGCCAUGGAACUCAAGGCCCUGACCUCGGAGGAGUUUGACGAGCUCGUCAAGCCCGAGCUCAUGGUUGGACCCAAGCCCUACAAGGCUUAG
Molecule: messenger RNA, 1512 nt
Organism: Geosmithia morbida
Lineage: Eukaryota; Fungi; Ascomycota; Sordariomycetes; Hypocreales; Bionectriaceae
Product: fumarate hydratase, class II
Exons: 3
Coding region: 1-1512 (503 amino acids)
Biological process (GO): malate metabolic process; tricarboxylic acid cycle; fumarate metabolic process
Cellular component (GO): tricarboxylic acid cycle heteromeric enzyme complex; mitochondrion
Molecular function (GO): fumarate hydratase activity
Source: RefSeq, a predicted model, not a curated record